CGAAAUUUCCCCCCAAGAUGCCGGUGACUUCCUCCCUUGAAAAAUCGGUAAAGCUUGAUGAUUUUCCCUUAUUUUCUUGUCCAAGAACCUGAUUUGGAACCCAGAAAUCUUUCCCCCCUGCAAGAGCUUCCGGAUCUACCUUGCUCUGCUUCUUCACCGCCGGCUGUUCCUUGCUUGUGAGUGCGAAUUGCCUUGAUUUUCUGCCCCGUGAAUUGCUCCUGCACUUGCGGCCGGCUUCUCCCCCCAGCCCAGCUCGGUUUUGCUUGCUAAUUUCUGGUUACUGUUCACGAGGUACUGUUCACGGGCACUGUUCACACACCGAGGGUCAACAAUUAACGGGGAUUUAAAUGUUUAGUUUGUGAUAUAAGAAUGAAUUUGGAGAUGUCCGGUUAUGUGAAGAUUGAUAGAAAUAGCACCGAGAUUAGGGGUAAUGCUAAUGAUGAUUUUACCUUGAAUUUGUGGUAGUGCGGUAUUAACUGUGAAAUAUUGUGAUUAAGUUUUGAUCAUUCUGUCACCGUAGCACUUGGGUUAGCCUUCUGUUUUGUGCGAGUGAGGUAAGUAAAUUAUGGUAAAGCUCUUCGAUUUUAAAGCAUGUUUUAAACUGUUUUUGAGAUGGUUGCAAGGUUUAAAUUGAUUUUAAAUUGAUUUUAUCAGUAGUUGAGUGUGAUUAAACUGAAAUGGAAAUUGUGAUGAUUUUAUGGGAAUUUCAUUGUUUUUCGGGAAUUGAGCGUGAUUAGCAUGAAAACGGGAAUUUCAUUGUUUUUUGGAAUUGAGCAUGAUUGGAACGAGAUUGUUUUUAUUGCAUCGAAUUUCGAUUUUGAAUUUCGGAUUUCGAUUGUGGAUUACGGAUUUCGAUUGUGAAUUUGGGAUUUCGAUUGUGAAUUAUGGAUUUCUUUUGUAAAUCUUGCAUGAUUUUGUCUCUGAUGUGGUCAUGUUUCUGAUGAUCCUGCUAGUGAGGGUUAAACGUUAGCACAUGUCGGGACAUGUUGAUACGUUAUUGAUGAUCCUGCUAGUGGGGGUUUAAACGCUAGCACAUGUCGGCACCUGUCGAUACGUUAUUGAUGAUCCUGCUAGUGGGGGUUAAACGCUAGCACAUGUUGGCACCUGUCUAUAUGCUAUUGAUGAUCCUGCUAGUGGGGGUUAAACACUAGUAAUUUCUGUCGCCCGACAGUGGGUGUUACACGCUAACCAUGACUGAUAGAUGAGACUACUACUGAAUUUGAUUAUGAUUCUGCAUUAACGGUUUGUCAGGAAACGUUUUGUUAUUGAACUGAAUCUGAUUUUGCAUUGACGGUUGUCAUUGAACGUUUUGCUAUUGAACCAAAUUUGAUUUCCGCAUUAACGGUUUAUCAGUGAAUGUUCUGUUAUAUUUACAUGGUUUAUCUGACAUGUUAAAAGUUUUACCCAAGGGCUAUCCAUAUUUACUUACUGAGUUAUCUCAUAGUUUUCUUUGUCCACCAUUUCAGGAAUCAAAACCGAGGACGGGGAAACCGAGGGGAGUGACGAGUUAGAAGUCUAGCCAUCUUGUAAUUGAAUAUGGAUUUUAGAUGUAAAUGAUGAUAUUGCAAGCUAGAUUGUAAUUGGAGAUCGUAUAAAUUCAUUUAGUGGAUUGUUAGUUUAUAAGAGAUUUGAUCUGGAGAUUUUGAGGUUCUCAUGUCGGACAUAGAAUUAUUUUGGG
Messenger RNA from Rubroshorea leprosula, 1678 nucleotides. The record is from the annotation of a GenBank genome assembly. Lineage: Eukaryota; Viridiplantae; Streptophyta; Magnoliopsida; Malvales; Dipterocarpaceae.